Molecule: messenger RNA, 3362 nt
Organism: Xenopus laevis (African clawed frog)
Lineage: Eukaryota; Metazoa; Chordata; Amphibia; Anura; Pipidae
Gene: pbx2.S
Product: pre-B-cell leukemia homeobox 2 S homeolog
Exons: 9
Coding region: 546-1814 (422 amino acids)
Biological process (GO): regulation of DNA-templated transcription; animal organ development; regulation of transcription by RNA polymerase II
Cellular component (GO): nucleus
Molecular function (GO): DNA-binding transcription factor activity; DNA binding; DNA-binding transcription factor activity, RNA polymerase II-specific
Source: RefSeq, a predicted model, not a curated record
CAGCAGGAGGGGACAGACUGAUCAAGCCAGUGAAAGACGAGGGAGUAGCUGAGAGGGGGCAGCAGUGAGCUAUGAUAUUCCCUAAGAAAGGGGAGAGGCAGGACAAGAACAUUCCUCCCUCUCUCCUCCCCCUCCCGAACUAUUCACCAUUUUACACUCCUCAAUACAGCGCUACGGGCUCUUUUUAGGGAUCUCAGAAAAAAAACGCGAAGCGGGAUUGCGCGAUUGUGUCCGAGCUUUUAGCCAUUUAGCCGGCGCAACCCAGAGCGAUCUGGCCGAGGAGGAGGAGGAGAAAGGAAGUGUGUGCGCGAGGAGGAGGGGAGCGAUCUGUAUACACGGGUUCAUAGGCGCUGCUGGGAGAGCAGACGAAUUCCUCGCAAGCAGAUCGCAUGGUGGAAGAGCGACCAGUAGAGCAGGAAGGGACUCGGCGGGGCAGGAGGAGACUUCUAUGAAGGGCAGGGGGAGUUGCACAAGGAGACAGAGCUGAGGGGACAAGUGAGAAAGACAUAAAAACAGGAGGCGAGCGAUUAGUCGCUGCUGCUCAGAUGGAUGAACAAGGCAGGCUGAUGCAGGCCAGGGGGGUGGGGAUUCCAGGACUCCCCAUCCAUGGGGGACCCCAAACUCUCACUCCUCAUUCUAUGCACGACCCCCCAGCGGACAAUGGGGAGCCCCGGAAACAGGAUAUCGGCGACAUAUUGCAACAGAUCAUGACUAUCACUGACCAGAGCCUUGACGAAGCCCAGGCAAAGAAACAUGCUUUAAACUGCCACAGGAUGAAACCUGCACUUUUCAGUGUUCUUUGUGAAAUUAAAGAGAAAACAGGAUUGAGUAUUCGUAACACCCAAGAGGAAGAGCCUGUCGACCCUCAGCUCAUGCGCUUAGACAAUAUGCUACUAGCAGAAGGGGUAGCAGGACCAGAGAAAGGUGGUGGUUCUGCGGCAGCCGCAGCAGCAGCAGCGGCUUCAGGUGGAGUCUCUCCUGAUAAUUCCAUUGAACACUCGGAUUACAGAAACAAACUGUCCCAAAUUCGACAGAUUUAUCAUUCUGAACUGGAGAAGUAUGAGCAGGCCUGUAAUGAGUUCACAACCCAUGUAAUGAACCUGCUGAGAGAACAGAGUCGAACCAGACCUAUAUCACCAAAGGAGAUUGAGCGAAUGGUUGGGAUCAUCCACCGAAAAUUUAGCUCCAUUCAGAUGCAGCUCAAGCAGAGCACCUGUGAGGCUGUCAUGAUCCUACGCUCCAGAUUUCUGGAUGCACGGAGAAAGAGAAGAAAUUUCAGUAAACAAGCUACUGAAGUCUUGAAUGAAUAUUUCUACUCACAUCUGAGUAACCCAUACCCUAGUGAAGAGGCAAAGGAGGAGCUGGCAAAGAAGUGUGGCAUAACCGUGUCACAGGUUUCAAACUGGUUUGGAAACAAGAGAAUUCGGUACAAGAAGAACAUUGGAAAGUUCCAAGAAGAGGCAAAUAUCUAUGCUGUGAAGACAGCCGUUAGUGCGUCACAGGGAGGACACAGUGGGGCCAACUCCCCAACAACCCCUACCUCAGCAGGUUCUGGUGGUUCAUUCAACCUCUCUGGAUCUAAUGAUAUGUUCAUGGCGAUGCAGGGCUUAAAUGGGGAUUCUUAUCCCCCUUCACAGGUGGAGUCCUUGCGCCACACGAUGGGCCCUGGCUACAGUGAUAGUUUGUCAGCAAAUCAGAUGUACAGCCCGCGGGAGAUCCGGGCAAAUGGAGGGUGGCAAGAAGCUGUCACCCCUUCGUCUGUCACCUCCCCCACAGAAGGACCUGGCAGUGUGCACUCUGACACCUCGAACUGAGCUCUCUCCUCUCUGUGCUCCACCUCUCUACCAAACCAGGCUCUUUACAUGGACUAAACCCCUUCCUCAACUAACUCCCAUAAUCUGGAACUAUUACAGAGAUGGAUUGUGGAAGCCCAACCUGUCCUUCCCCCUCACUGCCUCCAAUUGCUCCUUUUAAAAAGCCCUUGGUUCUUCCAUCUUUUGGAAUGGCUGACUAAUGGACGAUAAAGGUCUGCUUUUUUUGUUUUUGUAAGGGGUUGAGGGCAUAACACCCUAUCCCUGUUUUAAGGGCAGAGACUAUUGCCCAAAUACUCCUAACCAAAGGAUAUGAAUUGACCACCAUCAAGAAAAAAUCCAAAUGACAUUUUUUUUUUUAAUGUUCAAGAUGGAUGCCUAAAGUGGUAUUUUCUGUAUGGAAGGAAGAAGAUAAUCAUUCUGCCCACUAGAAAAAGAAAGUGGCUUACCCAUGAGCGAUUACCCUUUAGCACAAUAAGAAUCAUAUGUGAUGAUAUGGAUAUGCUUGAAGGAGGAAAAAUAUAAAAUACCGAAUUAACAGGGAAUAAUAAACCUUAUUUCACAUUAGGGGGUGGCUUUGAAAACACUCUUUCUGUUUGUAGAACAAGGGAGGAAGACAGGAGAGUGUUUUGAGAGGUGUGAAGAGGACACAUUUUGAAAGAAGGAGCAAGCUAGGCAAGAGAGAAUGGUUAAAGAAAAUGGGGAUCCAGGUAAAAUGAGGAGAGAAAAGGAAAGAAUGUAAAAGCCAAAAUGAAGAGCAACAAAUAAGAGGGACUGUAAAAAUCAAUGAAAGACUAAACCUCUUCACUCUUGCCCUCCAGAGUCCAUCCAAAAUCCUUUGAGGCUCAGCCAAUCAAAGAACAGCGUUAUUACCUCAUAGCGGCUCACAUAACCAAUAGAGAAGACUCUCUUUUCUUUUUCUUUUUUCCUUUCUUUUACGGAGUUUUCUUUUUGUUCACGCGUUCGCAAGUUUGACUACCUCCGAAGGGAAAAUAAAAUAUAUAUAAAUAUAUAUAAAAAACUCUCACUCCUGCACGGGGGGCGCAGUAAAGUGUGUAGGGAAUUUUUCUCUAUCUUGAUUUGCUUCCCCCUUCACUCCCCUUUUUUCUUUUGGGAAGUUGGGUUAUGAAUAGGGUUGGUUUUUAGAGUUUUGUGUUUAGGGAAGUCUUCUAAGGGGGCAUUUUUAUUCUUAUUUUAUGUUUGGUGUGUUUUUUUUUGGAGAGGAAGUUACAGAAAUGAAGUAGCAAGGCUGUUUGUGUGUGUAACGCUCCGUGUCUGACCAAAUCACAUCCAGCAUUUGGUGCAUCCCUUACAUUUUAUAGAUUUAUAUAAUGAAAUAUUAUUUGUAAGUGCAUAGAGAUUUGCAACAUACACCAUGCUUAUUUAGGUACAUAUAUAUGUAUAUAUACUGUAUAAUGCGUGUCCAUUUAUACAAACCUAAACAAAUAAAUGCUUUGGUGUUUGUAUCUUUAUGCAGGGGCAGUAACAUGUGCUGACGUUUAAUUGUAUUAAAGUGGACCCGUCACCCAGACAUAAAAAUCUGUAUAAUAA